This is a messenger RNA of Adineta ricciae, 618 nucleotides long. The record is from the annotation of a GenBank genome assembly. Lineage: Eukaryota; Metazoa; Rotifera; Eurotatoria; Adinetida; Adinetidae.
AUGGUACUGAUUUAUUAUGUCAUAUGUCUGGUCAAUAUAUUAAUCAUUAUUGAAACAACAAAAGAAACAAGUUCAUUCUCGCACGAGCCUUUAUCAAUAAGAAAACAAUUACCGUCAGUAGUUGUUUCGUCAAACUGUACAGAUCCAACAAAAAUCGGUCCCUAUUGUAAUAUUUCUAAUAUUUAUUGUGAUAUGGCUCAACCGUGUAAGAACAAUGGUACUUGUCACAGUCUACAAACAUCUGGAAAUGAAUAUAAUUGUUCAUGUCCAAUUGGGUUUACUGGUAUUGAUUGUAGUUCUGAUGAUCGGCUUUGUAAACCUGAUACAUGUUUAAAUAAGGAUAUUUGUGUUGUAACAACAAAUCGAACAUUUAAUUGUACAUGUGUGCCUGGUUGGGAAGGUCGUCAUUGCGAAACAAAAAUAAAUUAUUGUUUAAAUAUAAAAUGUCAAAAUAGAGGUGUUUGUCGAUCAGAAGUUUUGGAUUAUAAAUGUGAAUGUCUUCAUAGAUAUUCUGGACGACUUUGUCAAAUAAAAAAUCAAUCAUUAUCAAUUAAAUCCUCAUGGAUUAUAUCCACAGGUGUUACUUUGUUUUUAUUAAUAUCAUUCGUUCUUUUAUGA